Haplochromis burtoni (Burton's mouthbrooder) is the source of this 1658-nucleotide messenger RNA. RefSeq names its product POU class 2 homeobox 3 (gene pou2f3). Gene Ontology annotation, cellular component: nucleus. Gene Ontology annotation, molecular function: DNA-binding transcription factor activity, RNA polymerase II-specific; RNA polymerase II cis-regulatory region sequence-specific DNA binding. Gene Ontology annotation, biological process: regulation of transcription by RNA polymerase II. The transcript is spliced from 13 exons. NCBI's taxonomy places the organism in Eukaryota, Metazoa, Chordata, Actinopteri, Cichliformes, Cichlidae. The record is from RefSeq and is a predicted model, not a curated record. The coding region runs from base 140 to 1363 and encodes 407 amino acids.
CACUUAGGAAAAUCCUGAUGAGCAGCAGUAAGAAUUACAAAACUUCUUAUUCCAACAUUCACUUGCUUCCUUUUGAAUACUUAGAGAGUGGAGGAGACAGCAACUGGAGCAGCACAGGCUUUUAACUCAAGAUAUUAAGAUGAGCGCAGACACGGCAGAGCACACGGAGGCUCCAGGUGAACAGACGGAGCGAAACGGAAUCGACUUCAGUCGUCAGAUAAAAACAGAGGACAUUCAUGACUCACCUCAUUCAGGCUCCACCGUAAAGACAUGCCACCUGACACAGAGCUCUCCAGUGCACGGAGGUCAGCUGACUGGGGAGCUCACAUCUCUCCACCCCAUGCAGCAGCUGGUUCUGAUGCCUCCUUCUCACCUGCCAUCUCCCUCCCCCUUCCUGCUCUCCCAGAGUUCCUCCAGUCACCAAGCCCUUCUGCAGCAGAACCUGCUAUCUCUUCCCAGCCAGAGCCCAACUGGUCUUCUUCAGCAUCAGCCUGGUCUGGCUCUGACUCCACAGAUUUCCCUCUGUGAUGUUUCUCUGAUCCAGGCUAUGGGUCGCUCGGGUCUGGCUGGACCUUCCAUGGAGAACCACAUGGACAUGUCCCACCUGCAGAUGCCCAAACACAUGUCGGUGCCUCCACAGGAGGAACCUAACGAGCUGGAGGAUCUGGAGCAGUUUGCUAAGGCAUUCAAACAAAGACGGAUCAAACUGGGUUUCACUCAGGGAGAUGUUGGCCUUGCAAUGGGAAAACUCUACGGGAAUGACUUCAGCCAGACCACAAUCUCUCGAUUUGAGGCCCUGAACCUGAGCUUCAAAAACAUGUGCAAACUCAAACCUCUGCUGGAGAAAUGGCUGAGCGAUGCCGAGAACUCACCUUCUGACUCGAUGAGCAAUUCCAGCUCUCUGCCGGCCCUGAUGGAGGGCUACGGGCGCAAACGGAAAAAGAGGACGAGCAUUGAAACCAACAUCAAAAUGACUCUGGAGAAACGUUUCCUGGAUAACCCUAAGCCCAACUCUGAGGAGAUAACCCUGAUCUCAGAGCAGCUGUCCAUGGAGAAGGAGGUGGUUCGAGUUUGGUUCUGUAACCGUCGCCAGAAGGAGAAGAGGAUCUACUGCCCGACAUCAACUCUACCUGUCAAGUCUCACACCUACAACUCCAGGAUGGCCUCUGCAUCCAGGUCCUACAGCCCUCUGGCUUCAGGUGGAGUUUCUUCAAGUUCAUCCCCAAAUAGUAUGAGCCGUGAGGCAUCUCCCAACGGUCUGUCUGCAGCCUCCACCUCUCUAACCUCUCCAGUCAGUGCAGCUUCCUACAGCACGUCAGGGUCAUGGUACCGCACAUGGAACCAUCCCACAUAUCACCACUGAAAAACUGUAUGACAUGAAGUUUUUGAAGGUAGUUUUCUUCUAGAAGGAUGCAUGGAGUCGCUCAUUGUCCCGUAACACACAUGGUUACAGCUACAGGUGAAAGCUCACACGGACACAUGAGACAAAGAAGCGGGAGCAGCACAAGCAGAGGACUGCGUGCCACCACUCUUCUGUCAACACUCACUUCAUUGCUCAUGCAAGUCCCAACAGCCUUCAGCUGUUUGAUUUGUGUUCAAGUGACUCUUUAUUCAGUUGCAAAUAUGAAGAACACACACACAAAUCACACACACACAAA